CUCUCUCUCUCUCUCUCUCUCGCGCGCGCGCUAAGCUCAUCUCUUUCUUCGUUGAAUCGACGAAGCAGUCAGGACAACCGAAAAGAUGGGCGCCGGCCAGAGCCGCGGAGAUCUUGAUCUCUCCGACUCCGACUCCGAGGACGCCCGGAGCCGGCACGGAUCCGACCGAGAAGACGACGCCUACGAGGACGCGAGGGAGCAAUCCUCCGGGGACCGCGCGCCGGCGAGGUCACCGUCGUCCUCGCUCGACGACGUCGAGGCCAGGCUCAAGGCCCUCAAGCUCAAGUACUCGUCCCCCUCCUCCUCCUCCUCGGCGGCGAAGAAGAAGCAGCCCAAUCUCGAGAACGCCGUGAAGCUCUACCUCCACAUCGGCGGCAACACGCCGAAGGCCAAAUGGGUCAUCUCCGAAAAGCUCGCUUGUUACAGGUUCGCGAGGACUAGCCGCGAGGGCGAGAGCGAUGGCGAGGAGGAGGAGGAGGAGGACGAGGAAGAUGAUGGGGGAGAGGGUUGGUGGGUUUUGAAGAUUGGGUCUAAGGUCAGGGCAAGAGUUGGCGCCGGGAUGCAGUUGAAGUAUUUCGGGGACCAGCGGCGGGUCGAUUUUGUCGCGGGGGGUGUUUGGGCGGUGAAGUUCUUUAGCAAUGAGGAUUAUAGGGCUUUUAUGGGUAGGUACCAGGAUUGUCUGUUUGAGAAUACUUAUGGGUACGAGGCGACGGAAGAGAACAGGGUCAAGGUGUACGGGAAGGAUUUCAUGGGAUGGGCUAAGCCUGAAGCGGCGGAUGAUUCGAUGUGGGAGGAUGCGGAGGAUAGUCUGUCGAGGAGCCCGGGGUCGGCGACUCCGGUUAGGCCGAGUCAGGAUCUGAGGGAGGAAUUCGAGGAGGCCGCGAAUGGGGGGAUACAGAGCUUGGCAUUGGGUGCGCUAGAUAAUAGUUUCCUGGUGGGCGAUUCGGGUAUUCAGGUGGUUAAGAAUUUCAGCCACGGAAUCCAUGGAAAAGGUGUUUUCGUCAAUUUCGAUAGCGGGAGUAGUCAUAGGAAUGGAUUAAGUAUGACCUAUUCCACGCCAAAGAAGGCUCUUCUUAUGAAGGCUGAGACUAAUAUGCUUUUGAUGAGUCCAAUUAAUGAAGGGAAGCCCCAUGCUAGGGGCAUACAUCAGCUUGAUAUCGAGACUGGGAAGAUUGUUUCAGACUGGAGGUUUGAGAAGGAUGGUACUGAUAUUACCAUGAGAGAUAUUGUAAAUGAUAGUAAGGGGGCUCAGUUAGAUCCCACGGGGUCAACAUUCUUGGGUCUCGAUGAUAACAGGCUUUGUAGGUGGGACAUGCGAGAUCGGAAAGGUUUGGUUCAGAAUCUUGCUGAUGCAAAUACUCCUGUUUUGAACUGGACACAAGGGCAUCAGUUCUCCAGAGGAACAAACUUUCAAUGCUUUGCCACUACUGGUGAUGGUUCCAUUGCCGUCGGCUCUCUUGAUGGGAAGAUCAGGUUGUACUCAAUCAAUUCGAUGAGACAGGCAAAGACUGCUUUCCCUGGCCUUGGCUCGCCUAUUACUCACGUGGAUGUAACUUUUGAUGGAAAGUGGAUUUUGGGCACGACUGACACAUAUCUGAUUCUCAUAUGCACUCUCUUCACUGACAAGGAUGGCAAAACAAAGACUGGUUUUAAUGGUCGAAUGGGAAAUAGAAUCUCUGCUCCGCGAUUGUUGAAGCUGACUCCUUUGGAUUCACAUUUAGCUGGAGCUGAUAAUAAGUUCCGUGGCGGUCAGUUUUCAUGGGUAUACAUUGACAUAUUAGAUGCGUACAGUCUUGUAAUUUGGGUUGGACUUUUGAGGUUUGAGUUCAUACUGUUUUAUGCUCAGGUCACUGAGAAUGGGAAGCAGGAGCGUCAUCUGGUUGCCACCGUGGGGAAAUUUAGCGUGAUAUGGAACUUCCAACAGGUGAAAAAUGGCUCUCACGAGUGUUAUCGUCAUCAAGAAGGCCUGAAGAGCUGCUAUUGCUAUAAAAUAGUCCCUAAAGAUGAGUCCAUAGUCGAUAGUCGUUUUAUGCAUGACAAGUUUGCAGUCACAGACUCUCCCGAGGCUCCUCUGGUUAUUGCAACUCCGCUAAAAGUCAGCUCAUUUAGCAUAUCCAGUCGUCGCUGAUAAGGCAAGGCGUUGACUCUUGCUUAGUCUCUCUAUGUUUUUUCAUCUUUUUGUCGCUAGGUUUAAAAUGUACUACUUUAAAUAGUUCAGUAGGUGAUUUGCUGAAAGUGUAGUUCUUUCACUUUGAUUUGUCGUACUCCAAAUAUGGUACCUGUUUGACUGCAACAAUAUAUCAUUGUGGAAGUCAUAGCAGUACUGCACUUUGUUAGUGUUAGUGGUGGAAUGAAAGAUGCUAAGGAACUGCUAUUUCAUUAGCAUAAGUACUCUUGAUGUUA
This is a messenger RNA of Syzygium oleosum, 2403 nucleotides long. RefSeq names its product protein CYPRO4. NCBI's taxonomy places the organism in Eukaryota, Viridiplantae, Streptophyta, Magnoliopsida, Myrtales, Myrtaceae. Gene Ontology annotation, cellular component: cytoplasm; nucleus. The transcript has 3 exons. Bases 86 to 2128 code for a protein of 680 amino acids. The record is from RefSeq and is a predicted model, not a curated record. Gene Ontology annotation, molecular function: protein binding.